AUGGCUAAAAAACCCACUUUACCCGAAGAAACCCUCACUAACAUCCUCUCAAGACUCCCUAUCAAAUCCUUAACCCGUUUCGAAUCCGUUUCUAAACCCUUCUCUGCUUUGAUCAACUCCCCUGAUUUCAUUUCCGCACAUCUCCGCCGUUCUUCUCGACAUUUCUCCUUUUUCAUUCGCCAUUUUCAUAACCCAUCUGGUUCUAAUUUCUCCUUUUUCUUAAUCAAUAACCAACCCGUUGAUGUUGAGGUUCCUCUUUUGGGUUCCUUAAUUAGGUUCCCAAAAAUUGUUGGUUCUUGUAAUGGUCUAGUUUGUCUCGAUAUCUCAUCGUGUUACGCGAUGGGGUUUGUUCUAUGGAAUAUUUCUAGGAAGCAGUACUCUUGUCUUCCUAGUCCAAGAAUCGAUAAUUCUCGUGGACCCUUUUGGAUGGUCUCAACUGGGUUUGGAUUUGAUCGCCAAAAGAAUGAUUACAAAGUUGUGAGGAUAGUGAGUUUUGGCUGCGGAAAGGAUGAAUCACCUGUUGUGAUGGUUGAGGUUUUUUCGUGGCGGACUGGUUGUUGGAGAGUGAUUGAUGGGAGAGUGAUCGAAGAGAGUAUUGGGUCUUGUGUGAUUCAUGAAGGGCAAAAUGGUGUCGUUGUUAAUGGAGGAUUGCAUUGGUUGGGUAAUAGUGCUGGAAGAUCAGGUAAUAUUCAAAAGUUUAUUGUGUCAUUUGAUUUGGUUACUGAAGAGUUUAGGAAGAUACCAACACCGGACUUUUCGGCCGGAGUUUGUGUUAGAAUUAUGGGGUAUAAAGGGUCACUUGCACUGGCAUAUUAUCCUGCAAGGGGUGUGGGUGUUUAUGCUGGAUAUGGAAGGCCUGGGGCCGCUGAUCGGAUUGAUCUUUGUGUAUGGGAAGAUAAUGGUGGUGCUGAUGAUAAGGUUUGGACUAAAUUGAAUACAAUGCAAUUAAAUACUUUUGGAUACCCUGUUGGUGUUACAAAUGAGACUGGAUUGAUAAUGAGGAAAUUGGAGGGACAGUUUGCUCAAUUUUUCUUGUGUGAUCCAAGUAAUCAAAGCUACAGAAGGCUGCAUAUCUGUGAAGCUGCCUUCUCAUGUGAUAUUCACAGCUAUGUCGAAAGUUUAGUCCCAGUGAGUGCAGGACAUGACCAUCAGGUUAUAGAAGGCGAGCUCAGUGAGGUAUGA
This is a messenger RNA of Dovyalis caffra, 1182 nucleotides long. The record is from the annotation of a GenBank genome assembly. NCBI's taxonomy places the organism in Eukaryota, Viridiplantae, Streptophyta, Magnoliopsida, Malpighiales, Salicaceae.